Molecule: messenger RNA, 192 nt
Organism: Emiliania huxleyi CCMP1516
Lineage: Eukaryota; Haptophyta; Isochrysidales; Noelaerhabdaceae
Exons: 4
Coding region: 1-192 (63 amino acids)
Source: RefSeq, a predicted model, not a curated record
AUGUUUAUGGUUUCCUCCCAGCGGUACUGCGAUGUCCACCGGAACCUGCUCCAGCUGAUGCUCCACCACGGCUUCAUGAGCGAGGCGGAGAUGCUCGCGCAGUGCCGAGCGUGUGUGGAGGCACACGCCCAGGACGCAAAGGCUAACAAGGGGCCUAGAGAACACAACCCCCUCUCUCUUUUCUCCCAGUAA